Puma concolor (puma) is the source of this 237-nucleotide messenger RNA. RefSeq names its product surfactant associated 2 (gene SFTA2). The record is from RefSeq and is a predicted model, not a curated record. Lineage: Eukaryota; Metazoa; Chordata; Mammalia; Carnivora; Felidae.
AUGGGGGCCAGGCUGCCCUUCUUCCUCUUCCUGACACUCCUGAGCAGCUCACAGGGAACAGGGCCAAGAAUGAUUUUGCAGCUGAAGCUGAAGGACUCCCUUCUAGCAAAUUUCUCCUAUGAUUCCAGCUUCCUGGAAUUGCUUGAAAAGCUCUGCUUCCUCCUCCACCUCCCACCUGGGACCAAUGUCACCCUUCAUCAUGCAGGAUCCCCACACCGUGCCAUCUGCAAAGUCUGA